Dalotia coriaria is the source of this 4067-nucleotide messenger RNA. Its product is annotated as probable multidrug resistance-associated protein lethal(2)03659. Gene Ontology annotation, cellular component: membrane. Gene Ontology annotation, molecular function: ATP binding; ATP hydrolysis activity; ABC-type transporter activity. The transcript has 6 exons. The coding region runs from base 131 to 3952 and encodes 1273 amino acids. Gene Ontology annotation, biological process: transmembrane transport. The record is from RefSeq and is a predicted model, not a curated record. NCBI's taxonomy places the organism in Eukaryota, Metazoa, Arthropoda, Insecta, Coleoptera, Staphylinidae.
UCCAGUAGCAGUCGGAUUGCGUUUAUCAGAUGAUUAGCUAGAUGCGCAUCGUACAUUUCAGUAAGUAGUGGACAUCCGACCGCGUUCAGUGGCACUUGUAUCUGCGGAGGUGGUGUGACACGUGGGUGUCAUGUACCAAGGCGCGACAGUUGACCGCAAGCGAAAUCCGCGCGAGCGCGCUGGUCUCUUCCGGGUCUUUGCCUUUUUGUAUACAGUAGACAUCUUCCGGAAGGCUCGACAUCGGGAUCUGAUUGAAGAUGAUCUCUAUGAACCGCUGCCCGACUUUGGAACAUCGUUUAUUGGUGAUCGGCUUGAGUUUGAAUGGCAGAAGGAGAAAGAAAUUGGUAGAAAUUCACUUACCAGGGCAUUGAUGAGGGUUUUUGGAAGGACCUAUAUUCUAUGUGGUAUUGCAGCACUUUUUAUCAAAACAACUCUUGCAACUACAACUCCAUUGCUAGUUGGUCGUUUGGUGUCGUAUUUUGCACCUGAUUCUACCAUGACACAAGAAACUGUCUGUAUUUACGGUGGUUUGUUACUGUUAAGUGGAUUCAUCCAAAGUGCCUUUGAUCAACACUAUCAAUUGAUGAUGGCUAUUUUGGGCCUUAAAAUUAAAGCUUCCAUUGUUUCCCUCCUUUAUCGAACGUCUUUACGUUUGACAAGUGCAUCUCUAAUGAAGCUCACCAGUGGUAAACUGGUAACCCUUGUGAACAAAGACGCUGGCGCCUUUGAAACCGCCGUAUCUCGUUUUCAUGAUCUGUGGAUUGGAGUUAUUCAGCUGUUUAUUGUCAACUACGUCAUGUACCAGCAGAUCCAGGAGGCCAGCUUUGUUGGCGUCGCUUUGCUCCUAGUUUUGAUUCCUGUUCAAGUUAUCCUUGCAAAAUACACGAAAAUCACGCGACUCAAAAUGGCGGCGAAAACUGACGAGAGAUUAAAACUAAUGCAAGAGAUUCUAACGUCAAUUAAACUUUUAAAGUUGUAUAAUUGGGGAGGAUACUAUACUAAAUUGACAAAUAAUAUAAGAAUUCAAGAAAUGUCAAAACUACGAAUAAUUUUCUACCUCAAAUCUUGUGUAAUGAUUCUGAGUCAAAUCAGCGAUCGACUGUCUUUCUAUUUAUGCAUCAUGUUUUACAUUUACCAAGACAAUUUCAUCACAGCCGAAAAGACCUUUAUUAUAAUUGGGUGUUACCAUACUCUCAGAAUGGUACUCACCAUUUCUGUACCAUGGUUUAUCACGCAGUUUGCCGAAGCUCGCAGUGCUAUGAAGCGUAUCAAAGAAGCGCUGCUGAUUGAAAACGUCCCAGAAUCAUCAAAUAAUAUAAAUGAUCAAGAAGUUAAAGUUAUUGUUAAAGGUGCCACUGUAGACUUUCUGGGACAACGUAUUCUAAGUGAUAUUAAUUUGCAAGUAAGAUCUCCUUCUUUGAUUGCUAUAACAGGCAAUGUUGGUAGUGGAAAAAGUACAAUGCUAAAGAUGUUGCUAAAUGAAAUUUACACCGAAUCAGGAAAUGUUCACGUUAAUGGUACUGUGAGUUAUGCAUCACAAGAUCCAUGGUUAUUCCCAGGGACCAUCAGAGAGAACAUUUUAUUUGGUCAAAGUUUCAAUAGCGAACGAUAUCAAGAAGUAGUGAGGAGAUGCGCAUUGAUUCAAGACCUGGAGAGUUUUCCAAUGAAAGAUAACACUGUUGUUAAUGACAAAGGUUUGAAUCUGAGUAAAGGACAACAGGCAAGAAUUAAUUUAGCACGUGCAGUGUACAAAGAAGCGGAUAUUUAUUUAUUGGACGAUGUUAUGGUGUCUUUAGAUGCCACUGUAAGCAAAUAUAUCUUUGAGAAUUGCUUCCAAGGACUGCUCAAAGCCAAACUAGUAGUAUUUGUUUGUCAUAACAAGAAAUAUCUUAAACUUGCUGAUAAAAUUCUUGUUUUGAACAAAGGAAGUAUACAAGCAGAAGGAAAAUACAAAGACUUGAAGAAUUUAGGUAUUGAGUUUACAGUAGAUACAAUUGAUUCAACGAUUGAAACUCAAGAUGACAUCAGAAAGAAAUCUGAAAAAUGUGAGAAGAUACAUGAAGAGGCAGUCAUGUUAACAAACACUAAACAUGUUGCACAACGAUUAUAUUUAGAGGGUAAAGAAGAAGGAAAAGUUAAACUUUGUGUUUACAAAGCUUAUUUGGAUAGUGCUGGAGGAUGGCUGGUAUUAGUAGGACUUCUAAUGCUUUUUACCUGCACACAGACUUUUCAGAGUUAUUUUGAUUACUAUAUACAGACCUGGUUAAAAGUGGAAGAGUCAAUGAGCAGGUUAACAUAUAAUAUAUCAAUGAACUAUACAAAUGUAACAUUUGACAGCGAUACUUACGAGGAAGUAUACGCACAACAUUUGGGGACAAUUUACACCUACUCUUUCCUGAUGGGAAUGGCAAUUGUAUCAGUGAGCAUCCAAUUGUUUAUUUUCUUUGGACUUGCUACGAAAGCAUCAAAGUUCUUACAUAAUUCUAUAUUUACCAAGGUCACGAAUGCAACGAUGAACUUCUUUGAUCAGAACUUAUCUGGGAAUAUUCUCAAUCGGUUUUCGAAGGAUAUGGGAACAAUUGAUGAAUAUUUGCCUUAUGUGGUUUAUGAAUCUUUUAGGGUGUUAUUCUUUACAGUGGGUAUAAGCACGGUCAUUUCAGUUGCUAGCCCUAUUUUGAUUCUGCCUACUUUGAUCAUGAUAACGUUGAUGCUGUUAUCAAGGAAAAGUUUUUUGGUUGCCAGCAGAGGAUUGAAGAGAUUAGAUGGAAUGACGAGGGCACCUGUUGUUGGUUACUUAAACUCAUCCCUGGAGGGUCUUACUACAAUUCGAGCGAGUGGUAAUCAAACUCUAUUAAUACGCCAGUUUGAAAGGCAUCAAGAUUUAAACACUUCAACCCUGUAUAUGUAUUUUUCAAUUGCGAAAGCCUUUGGUUUCUGGUUAGAUUGUAUGUGCAAAGUAUAUGUGGCUUUAGUUAUUUAUUCAUCAAUCUUUAUGAGUGAUAGAGGAGAGGGAUCUGGUGGUAAAGUUGGUUUGAUUAUAACGCAAGCCUUUGGAAUGAUGGGUUUACUCCAAUGGGGAAUCCGUCAAUGGGCUGAACUGGAGAAUCAAAUGACUUGUGUUGAACGUCUGAAUGAGUACUCAGAUACUGAACAAGAAAAGCACGCAGGAGUAGAUCCAGAUAGCUGGCCACUGAAGGGACACAUUGAAUAUCGUAAUGUUUGCAUGACGUACUUUACAGGCAAACCGGUUCUAACCAAUGUAAACUUUGAAAUAUUUUCUGGAGAACGUGUGGGUAUUGUCGGAAGAACCGGAGCAGGAAAAUCUUCAAUCAUAUCUGCUUUAUUCAGACUGUACAACAUCAAAGGCUCCAUUACCAUUGACGAAUUUGAUAUUAGAGACGUUGAACUACCAAUUGUACGUUCAAAAAUCUCUAUUAUCCCUCAGGAUCCUGUCCUUUUUGCUGGUACAAUACGCACGAAUCUUGACCCAGAUGGUCAACAUACAGAUAUGCAGUUGUGGAACACCCUGGAGAAAGUGGAACUUAAAAAGGAUGUGGAAUGUCUUUCAGAUGGGUUAAGUACAGUUGUGCAAGAGGGUGGGGGUAACUUUAGCGUAGGACAACGCCAAUUGAUUUGCUUAGCCCGAGCUGUGUUGAGAGAUAAUAAAAUCCUCGUGUUGGAUGAGGCUACGGCUAAUAUUGACCCGACAACAGAUGCGCUCAUUCAGAAAACAAUUCGUAGGUUGUUUUCGCAUUGUACAAUAUUGACUAUUGCACACCGGUUGCAUACAGUUAUUGACUCUGAUAGGAUUCUUGUCGUGGACAAUGGAGAGGUGAUAGAUUUUGAUACGCCUAGGAAUUUAGUGCAAAGAGGAAGUGGACCGUUUUACAAUAUGGCCAAACAAGUUGGUUUGGCAGAUCAAUUUAUAGAAGAAAAUCAAAAAGAUAAAUAAAUUGUUAUAUGUUGAUACUAUCAACUUGAUAGUUAUGUAAGUCUUGUAAUAAAUUGUUAAAUAUGUUAAUUCCAUUCAAAUGGUUAAUUAAAAUUAGGAAAUUUUCAAAAAUUAA